This is a messenger RNA of Cyphellophora attinorum, 2961 nucleotides long. Its product is annotated as Positive regulator of purine utilization. Lineage: Eukaryota; Fungi; Ascomycota; Eurotiomycetes; Chaetothyriales; Cyphellophoraceae. The coding region runs from base 1 to 2961 and encodes 986 amino acids. The transcript has a single exon. Gene Ontology annotation, molecular function: DNA-binding transcription factor activity, RNA polymerase II-specific; sequence-specific DNA binding; zinc ion binding. Gene Ontology annotation, biological process: DNA-templated transcription; positive regulation of transcription by RNA polymerase II. The record is from RefSeq and is a predicted model, not a curated record.
AUGACCUCGACAACCACUUCCUCCCCGAUUGCGGGCCAGAAACGAGCUUAUCAGGACGAGGCUGUCGAUGACGGUCUGAGUAAUGAAGCAGCGUCUGGAAGUACUCCUCCUCAGGCUGCGUCUGCUGCCACGUCGGCGUUCAGGAACGUGUCGGCGUGCAAUCGCUGCCGACAGAGGAAGAACCGCUGCGAUGCACGGCUACCGUCCUGUACAACGUGUGAGAAAGCAAACGCGCGAUGUAUUGGGUACGAUCCCAUAACGAAACGAGAAAUUCCACGCAGCUAUGUCUACUUCCUCGAGACUCGGCUGGACUACUUCGAGUCGUUACUCAAGAAGAACAACAUAAGCUACGAGGUGGAUGCUGUGUACAACGCAGACUCGCAAGUGCUUCCAGAAUCCACUGGAGCCUCACAAAGCUCUGUGCCGGAUUCAAAGAGAUCAGUCGCCGAGCGCCGGAAUGGCACACUCAAAGCAGCGAGCGACGAGAAAGACAAAAUUGAAAGACUGGUCUCUAACAUCGGCAUGGUCUCGGUUCAGGGUGCAUCUGAUUCGCGGUUCUUAGGCAGUGUCUCUGGAAUUUCCUUUGCUCGAGUUGUACUGUCUGCCGUCAAGUCGUCUGUAUCUGGCAGUUCCUCGGAGCGGACCAGUAAAGCACCCCGAGGAAACACUAACAGCUCUGCGGGAAGCUCGAUGGGUAGUUCAAUGAGAGACACAUACUUUGGCCUUGCAACGAAGCCGGCCUUCAAGGAAGCACCAUUUCCGGAUCGGCCACUAGCUGACAAGCUGGUCAACCUGUACUUCGAAUACGCGAAUCCGCAGAUCCCGAUCCUUCAUCGAGGUGAAUUCGAGAACAUGCUUCAACACGCCUAUUCCGUCGAGCCUACGAUGCGAAGCUCACGCGAGCUCUAUCUACUCAACAUUGUCUUCGCUGUGGGAGCAGGGGUCAUAUGGGGUUCCUCAGACCAGCAACAUUCCGAUGGUCUCAGUCGGCAUGAAUCUGCGACUAAGCGAGCAAAGUUGUCGAGCCAACAAGCUCAGCCGGAAGAGUAUCACGCUUCUGCCAUUGUACACUUGGGUGUCUUUCUCAGCUCAGCCCCGACGGAAACUGCUGAGCGUUCUGGUGGUGACUUGGAGGAGUUGCAGGCAGUCUUACUGCUCGCCGCGUUUGCAUUGCUGCGCCCUGUGGCACCCGGACUUUGGUAUAUUGUCGGUGUUGCUAUGCGGCUGGCGGUCGAUCUUGGUCUUCAUUACGAAGAUGGCUCAGACAUCGAAGAAAUGCAACAGAAGUCCGACGAUGUUCUGAGCUCACGCGAAAAGGGCCGAAGGCAGUGGACACGUGAUUUCCGCCGACGACUAUGGUGGUGUACCUAUAACAUGGACCGACUUGUGAGCACGUGUGUGGGCCGGCCAUUCGGUAUAACAGAUCAGGUUGUGACAACCGCAUUUCCAUCUCUGCUCGAAGAUAAAUAUAUUUCGCGUACAGGAGGACUCCAGACUGUUGUAUCAUUCGAAGAGCCGUCCUACAAGCGCGUGGCUCAUCACUACCUCAAACUUCGCUUAUUGCAGUCAGAAAUUUUGCAGGUGUUGCAAUACCAACAAGCACAACAGGUCCGCCACAAGCGACGCAGAUUCCAAGAUGAGCCUGUCGACACCUCAAUUUUAUCCCCAUAUCUUUCUCAGCAUUCGUCGUUCCGGUCGUGGCGUCAGAAUAUUGACCAGAGGCUCUACGAAUGGAAGGAAUCCGCCCCGUCACAGGUCUCGACAGGCGUGAGCUUCGAUCGUAAGUUUCUGGAGCUCAACUACUGGCAGGCAGUAAUAAUGCUCUACCGGCAAUCGCUCGCUGUGCCCGCUGCCUUUGCGAACGAAAUGAGUCCAACAGAAGAAGUCUCAAGUCCUGGCGGCACUCUUCUGGAGGAGAAAGAGGAUGAGGAUGUCAUAUUCCUAAAGUGUGCAGAGGCUGGCCAAAAUACGCUGAAACUAUACCGACAACUCCAUCGUCAACGUUUGGUGAAUUACACUUAUCUCGCAACCCACCAUCUUUUCAUGGCAGGCAUAUCUUUCCUCUACGCUGUGUGGCACUCUCCAGCGGUGCGAAACAGGCUGACACUGGACUCAUUCGACUUCACAGUUCUUGCCGCGACAUCCGUACUGGGGGAUCUCAUGGAGAAGUGUCCGCCUGCAGAGGCUUGUCGCGACGCUUUCGAGCGCAUGAGCAAAGCGACCGUGCAGAUGUGCUUGUCGACGCCAGGUUUUGGCUUCUCCAAAGACGGCAGUGCUCGAACGUCAGUAAAACGCGAACCUAGCUUCUCCGAGCCACUGUUGAUGGAGGGUCUCGCGCGAACAAUAUCGGGUAAGGAGUACGCGCCGAUCGCCCCAAAGCCUGUCAUUGCGAAGAGACCUCCACCCAAGUUCGACAUGGACCUUCGACAAUUAUUCCCAGAGGAAAUAGACGUGGGACCACGCCCUUCUGCUGCUGUGCCCAAGAAGUCGAAGCAACGCGGGACAGACUUCACACGGUCUCAAGCCCCCCUAGCAAACUCGACUAGCACUGAAUGGCGUCAGGCCGCAUCUCUGCCCCAGGCUGCUAUGGCCCAGAACAGCGUGCCCAAUGUAUCACCCACCUUUUCGUCUCGGCAAGCGCCGGUCCCAUCACCCUCGUUGUCGGAACCGAGUUUUCAACCAGAGCAGAACUACGACAUCAUGAAUUAUUCAGUCACGUCGUCCUCGGCCUUGCCAGAGGAUCUGGACUAUAUGAAUAAUAGCUACGACUUCACAGCCAUCAACGAUCAAGGCUCACCAUUAGGCGCACUGGAUCUGGGAUUUGGACCAGGUGUCAUGGGGUUUGACUACAGCCAUGACUGGAGCGAUGGACAACAGUACGAUCUGUUUGAUGGCUUCUUCUUUGGCAACAAUGCAGGCGGCAAUGGUGACUACAUGAGCGGACCGAGUGACCUAGGAUGA